Molecule: messenger RNA, 2801 nt
Organism: Frankliniella occidentalis (western flower thrips)
Lineage: Eukaryota; Metazoa; Arthropoda; Insecta; Thysanoptera; Thripidae
Product: transcriptional adapter 3-A-like
Exons: 1
Coding region: 1-1608 (535 amino acids)
Biological process (GO): regulation of transcription by RNA polymerase II
Cellular component (GO): SAGA complex
Molecular function (GO): transcription coactivator activity
Source: RefSeq, a predicted model, not a curated record
AUGGCGAAGAAGACUCAAAAGCGGGGUCGCCCCUUCAAGAAGAAGCGAGUGGCAAGUCGUGCCCCAACAGCCUCGGCCCCAGCGAAAGCUACUCGGGCAGUGACAGGUUCAAGUUCAGGGCCAGGGGCUGGUGUUGAGCCAUGCCUCAUCCCAUGGCCCUCACUGCGACGGGUGUCCAGUGAGGCACUGCCUCGCAUGGGAACAGUGAAAGAGUGUAAGGAUGAGGAGGCGGGCAUACGGAUUCUUGGAUGCGAGGAUUUGGAUGCUCUUCAGCUUGAGCUAGAAACUCUGCUCAGUUCUGUUGUGGUGCGCUUGUCUCAGAUGAAUGAUCAGCUGACUGUUCUGAAAAGUUUGGAAACGGUUCCUUCGGGUAGGGGGCGUAAACAGCGCAAGACACGUGCUGUUAUAUCGGCCCCAGCUCCAUCACCAGCUCCUACUCCACCCAAUUCUGACGACAAGCUGUCAAUAAGCCGGCCACCUGUCCAAGUCCCUAUAAAGAAGUUGGGAAAAGUGCCACCCACUGCUCCAUCUCCAAACUCUUCCCCACCUCCGUGCAAACGUUCAAAAAUGCUUAAGAAAAGACCUGAUGUUGCUCCUAAGACAAAGCCACGUGGUAAACAAUUAGAGAAGGAUUUUGUGUCACACAAAUUCUGGAAUGCCCUUGAUCCGUAUUGUUGCGAUAUCUCAAAUGAUACUUACAAUGUAAUCUGCGAUACCCUGAGUCAAAAUCAAACUGAGGUCCCAUUAUUGUAUAACAUACCUCCCCUAGGCGAGCAUUUUACAAAAGAAUGGGAUUUGAAAAAUUUAAUGGAAAAUCAGGAUUCCUGCACUGCCUCUUCUUCGGCUUCUUCCCCGACAACAUCUAACUCCCCUGUAUCUCCUAAUACUGCUCGUACCUCUGAGAGUAUUGGCAGUGCAAUUAGAAGGAAAUUUCGGGAAUGUUCUUUGGCCCUUAAGCGGACUCUUUGUACAAGUGCUGAGAGACUCCCUCCACCUGUGUCCCCUCCUCCAACACCAGCCACCAGUAAGCUGAUGGCAGCCCUUUUGGGAGAAAUUCCCCCUCCAGUUGUACCUUUACAGGAAAGCAAGGACAGUAAUGUCAUAGUAAAAGUUGAAAAAGAGGAAGAUGACAAAACAUCUUUGAAAACAUCUCGCCCAAAUUCUGUUAGUAGUUCAAGCACCAGCAGUGACAUUCCACGAAAGCACCAAAGGAGGUGCUUGGACAGAAAGUUCCGUCUGGAGAAGGAGGCACUGGGGGAAUUUGAAACUUCCAGUAGAAGUGUAGUUCCCUCUCAGAGUGUAUUAGAAGAAUUGAAAAGAACCCAAGCAGAACUGAAGUUAGUUGUGGACCAUAACAGCUGUACCCUGGUAAAUCUAACAAAUAUUAUGGCCAAACAGUUCAAAAUUCAAAAUUUAAAGAGGAAGCUCCAAGAAGUUGAUGACUCUGUCAUUGACAUUUAUCACACUCGUACAUCUGCUAAACUUGCCAAGCAAACAAUUUCACAGGAAGAUGUUGAUCAGGCCUGGAAAACCCUGAAAGAAAGGGAUCAAAUUAUCAGACAGAUUGAAUUUCUGGAGCAUAAAUGGAACUCAAAAACAGAGAGCUAGUACUGUUGUUUUUUUUCUUUGUAAUGGUUUUAGUUUUUUCCAUGCAAGUUUGGCACUUAAAUUCAACUGUCAUAACACCCGAGAGUUUUGAGCAAACUGUUAAAUUUUUGGUGCAAUUUUUAACUGUAAAUUUCUUGAUUCAACAUUAUUCUUGUAUUCAUUUAAAUUGGAUUCGUUGUGUCUCGUGAUAAUUCCAAAGUAUAGGUAGUGGACCUUCAUUGAAUUAUAGCGUCUAAAACUUUAUGUGUCUAGUAUGUUGUGUGUGCGUUAUAUUUUUUUUUUUGUAUAAAUGUCCUUAUGGCUGAUGAGGAUGCAGAUAUGUGAGAACAACCCUAGAUGUAGCUUAUCUCUUUGUACCUUAAAUUCGUUUCUCAUGUAACUCAUUCUUCUCUCUCAUAAUUUUUUUUUAAUACUGUAGUAACUUUGAGCUUUACUUUUGUGCCAUUGUUAAAGAUAUCUACGGGUUACAAAACUUCACUCUGUUUGAAGUACUUUGUUAUGAAUGGCAUUGUUCUUUUAUUUCCUUUGUUAUUUCUUAUCUCAUAUGGAUUAGGACUAGCAAUUUAAAAUUGCUCAUGUAAAGUACAAGUUACAACUUUUUUCUAUCUGCAUUUUAUUCUACUCAUUCUCAUCUCAUGCAAUAAGUGAGAAAUCUAAGUUGUUUUUUUUGUUGUUGUUUGUUUUGUUUCUUUAUUUUUGUCUAUCUCCAGGGUGAGGGAAGAUUAAUUUCUCCUUUCCAAGCAAGAAAAUUGUCUUGUGUACUUUUACAAAAUAAUUGUUGCAAAAUGCUGCCUUAUUUCUUUUAUUUAUCCGAAGCUUUUGUGAAAAUUGGCUUAGGUUUUUAUGUUGUUGCAUUAAAAAUGUGUUCUAGUGUCAUGUGGAAACAAAAAUUUUGCACAAUAUUAUUUAUCAUAUAUGUUUUAUGGGGUAUAUUAGGUAUAAGCAUUCCACCUAAAAGAGUUGAGGUUGUAUUGAUUUUUGCUCAAUUGGAGAAGAAAGAUAUUGUCAGCUCUCACUUAAUUUUGUCUAGUCAAACUUGAUCUUGCUGAUUGUACAAUUAUCAGAGACGUUUGUUUGGGCAUUGGAUAGGAGUGAAAAAUCUGACAGUGUCACCUAUUUGGUGGUGUGCAGUUAUGUUUGCUUAUGUACCUGUAACUCUAUUACAAAAAUAAAAAAUAUCUAUGUUAUCAUAA